CUUUAUUCGUAAAACAAAAGUCCCUAUUUCUAGAACCAUUUCUCAACGUUUUCGAGCCAGCAACGGACACCGACGCCGAACGUAUCACCUUGGAGACCGAACGAUGCAGCUCCUUGCCUUCCUAGCACUAGCCUCCAGUCUAGCGGCCUCGCUGUCCGCUGCAGAGCCUUUACAGAGCAAAAUACGAAUGGAAGUGACCGCUGGACAGGCUCCUGUGGCCCACCCCAGUGUCAAGUAUUUCGUCCACGUGGUGGCGGAUGGAGAUGACUGCGACUACCCUGACAACACAUUGCCCAUGUGCGCCAACAAGAACUUCGUCUGUAGAAUGGAGCCUGGCCAGGAGAUGUUCGCUAACGCGCCGUCCUGUCUGGCUUACGACCCCACAAAUAUGGAGGACAACCCGUUCCUGAUCGAGGAGACAGCUGUGGUGCCGUGGGGGGUCUGUGACCCGGCUGCAGAACUUAGCAGGAAGAUCGGCGAUCCGCCGGUCUGCAAGAGGGAGUUUAUGUGUCUCUGUCUCCAUGGAGCAGGCGAGAGCUGUGUAUGCGCCCCACCCGAUGCAGUGGACGACGCUAACGGUGCUGCAAAGUGCGGCAACAGUACGGCUGCGUGUACCGAGGACAAAUACUGCCACUACCUCCAAGAAGGAGGAGUGGAGUGCGGCCAGAAACCUUACUAUUCGUAAGGAUAGAGUGGGAGAAUAGGAUGGCGAUGGCUUGAAAUUUACAUGACUCAACUUACAGUAACCAGAGCUGUUGCUGUUUUUAUUUACAUUUCAUUGCCGCUGUUAUUGUUGCUUGCAUUCGGCGCGUUUCUCCUUCUCUUCGUUACUCUCGUCAGGAAUCAGAUUGCGUGUGAUGAAGUGCGAGAACCGACGUUGGCGAGGUUCUGGGUUGGACUGAGCUGGUUCAGAAGUCUUCGAGAAGAACGCUUUUGCAUCGGUGAAGCCGCUGUCUGCUGUUGAAUCCCCCUCCUCACUUGAUGAUUCGGUAGGUUUGUAGACUGUCUCGAGUUUGCGUUUCCUGCUGCCAACCUGGCGGAAU
This is a messenger RNA of Phytophthora nicotianae INRA-310, 1043 nucleotides long. RefSeq lists its product as hypothetical. NCBI's taxonomy places the organism in Eukaryota, Oomycota, Peronosporomycetes, Peronosporales, Peronosporaceae. The transcript has a single exon. The record is from RefSeq and is a predicted model, not a curated record. Bases 104 to 685 code for a protein of 193 amino acids.